AUGGCUUCGAUACCACGAAUAGUACCUUGGACUUCACCACAAGAAUAUCAGAAUGUUUACCAAUGGUUAUAUUCUGAUUCUCCAGAAUUACGGGAAUUAGGUGUUAAACGGGUCAAAGCCUGGUCAAGCCGUGGAAAAAUUCCUCAAUCUAUAGUGUUUACAGCUGCAUUUGUUGAGGCAUCAUUAAGAGACGAAUUUUCAUUCGGAAAAAUCAAAGUAUCUAAUUAUGAAUUAAGAUUAUUAUAUUCCAUGGCAUUUAUUAGAUUUGUUAAUGGUAUGAUAGAUCCAAACCAAGGAAAAUACGCCAAAUCUGUUGCAUCUAUAGCUCAUAAACUUGAUAUGCCUUCAUGGUUCGUUGAUUUACGUCAUGCUGGAACACAUGAACAUCUUCCUAGUUUACAGGUUUUACGAAAGGGAUGUCAACAGGCAUUGAAAUGGCUCGAAGACAAAUAUUGGACAGCAGAAAAGCCUGUAAUUUUAGCACAAAUAGAUGAAAUUCGUUCACUAAUAAUUGAUUAUAAAAAAUAUUCAAAAGAUCCUGAUUCUAACAAAAAGAUAUCAACGAAUAAUGUUUUGAAGAAAAUUUCAAAUUUAAUUACUGUGGAAUACAUAAGAGAUAUACUCGUGCCUGUUCUAUUGGAAAAUGGAUAUUUGAUUCCAAAAGGAAAAAAAAAACGAUCAUCAAAAUCAAAUAUAACAUUAUCAACUAAAUUAAUAGAAAUAUGGUUUCCAAUGCUGCAAAAAUUUGGUUAUGAAUGGCCUACUUUUUAUGAUGAGUUAGUUCAGGAAAUGUUAGAGAAAAUGACAUCCAAUGAUGAAGAAGUCUAUAUUAAUUUUUCUGAUCAACUGGAAAUUUUUCAAAAAUCUGAAUCAUCACAACCUAAAAACAUAUCUUCAAGUUAUCUUUUCACUUUAG
Diversispora eburnea is the source of this 916-nucleotide messenger RNA. Lineage: Eukaryota; Fungi; Glomeromycota; Glomeromycetes; Diversisporales; Diversisporaceae. The record is from the annotation of a GenBank genome assembly.